Messenger RNA from Ruditapes philippinarum (Manila clam), 676 nucleotides. Its product is annotated as C-type lectin domain family 17, member A-like. Bases 112 to 591 code for a protein of 159 amino acids. The transcript is spliced from 6 exons. Gene Ontology annotation, molecular function: signaling receptor activity. The record is from RefSeq and is a predicted model, not a curated record. NCBI's taxonomy places the organism in Eukaryota, Metazoa, Mollusca, Bivalvia, Venerida, Veneridae.
GACUGCGUAUAAACUUGAAAGUGCAUGCAUGUCUUUCAGAACGGUACGAAAAUUUACGAUAUCUAGACAUAUACAUGUAUAUCUACAUGUAUAUAUAUAGAUGAAACAAAAAUGAUUUUUGUAUUAAUUUUUGUCGGAUUGUUAUGUGGCAUUACAGGAUACACAAGUACCGGCUGCUAUGAUGGAUGGCUCGCGUUUGAUGGAUCGUGCUAUUACUUUGGAACUAACGCCGUUCAUUUCACAGAAGCCGAGCAUUUCUGUAGACAACAUAAUGGUGGGCAUCUUAUACAUGUAGAUAGUAAACAAGAAAAUGACUUCAUCAAAAGCAGGUUACGGAUGUUUAAACCAUAUUCCUGGUGGAUGGGUUUAACAGAUGAGCUAAUUGAAGGCACAUGGAAAUGGUUUGAUAACGGACAAACUGCCAACUUUACAGAUUGGCAUCCAGGUGAACCUAAUGGCGGGUCGGCCGAGGAAUGUGCCGUCUUUUACAUAGGGUUUGACUUUGCAUGGGUAGACACACCUUGCCUCCUCAACAAUUACCCAAUCUGUGAACUUCCGGGAGUGAGCACCGAGACGGAAAUAGUGGGAUGAUAAAAAAACUGUAAUUUUGAAAAACAAUUUCGUUUUAGUAAUGAAUAACAAUUGUUAUGUAAAUAAAAUAAAAUGAAUAAAUACA